AUGAAAACUUUAAGAUGCUCUCGUCAGCUCACUCGUUUGACACAUGGAAACAUGUGGAAGCAUUUUCAGAAAAAUGAUUAUUCUGUGCUUUUAUUUUGUAAGAGAAAUAUUAGAAGUCAGGUAAAAAAUAAUAAGGUAAGUUAUACGACAAGGUACUACAGCAACAGCUUCGAGGAAGAGAAAAAGAAUACUGAAGAAUAUUAUUUAUCCAUGGGUGAUAAUAUAGAAAAACGGUAUAGCUUGGCUUUAUAUAAUGUAGGAAAAAGAAGUAACAAAAUAAAUGAAAUUUCCAGUGAUAUCUUAUUUGUUAAAAAUAAUUUCCUUAAAGAUAAAGUAUUUUUAAACUUUUUACACAUACCAAAUAUUGAAAAUAAAGAAAAGCUAGAUUUCUUAAAAAAUCAAUGCAAAAAAUAUAAUAAUAAUAAUUUCAGUACAAUAACAAGCAAUUUUUUAGAGUCUCUAUUUGAUUCCAAAAGGAUAAAUUUCUUACCCAAAAUUAUAGAAGAAUUUGAAUUAUUACUAAUGAAAGAUAGGAAAGAAAUAAAAUGUACAGUUUACACAGCAAAAGAAUUGGAUAACAGUUAUAAAAAGAAAGUGCACGAUUCGAUACUUUUCAGAUUGAAAAAUGAAUUGAAACCACUUAUUGAGUAUAAAACCGAUGCAACUAUUUUGGGAGGACUGGUUCUAAAAAUCGGCAAUCAAGUUUUUGAUUUUUCGGCUAAGUCAAAAAUUGAAAAAAUUAAAAGUACGUUGUUAUAG
Plasmodium malariae is the source of this 759-nucleotide messenger RNA. RefSeq names its product mitochondrial ATP synthase delta subunit, putative (gene OSCP). Lineage: Eukaryota; Apicomplexa; Aconoidasida; Haemosporida; Plasmodiidae. Bases 1 to 759 code for a protein of 252 amino acids. The record is from RefSeq and is a predicted model, not a curated record. Gene Ontology annotation, biological process: proton motive force-driven mitochondrial ATP synthesis. The transcript has a single exon. Gene Ontology annotation, molecular function: proton-transporting ATP synthase activity, rotational mechanism.